Molecule: messenger RNA, 1891 nt
Organism: Fusarium redolens
Lineage: Eukaryota; Fungi; Ascomycota; Sordariomycetes; Hypocreales; Nectriaceae
Exons: 2
Coding region: 434-1774 (446 amino acids)
Source: RefSeq, a predicted model, not a curated record
AAGACAUCUACACAAGUCUAAUAAAUAGUAUUCUACCAAUAUUGUCUCUUAUGUAUCAGAUUUAACUAUGAAUGUCAUUGUAGGGCUAUCCUACAGUGAACAGGGUGCUGCGCCUCGCGGGAUGAUCGAAUCGUGGAUACCCCAAGCUUCGGCUGCAACGGCCCUUAAAGUGGAGAACGGCAACGACUAAGCGAUCGGAACGUCCAAGCAUCUCUCACCGAAGCUACGUAACGUCUCCUAAAAUGAGAAGCCACUUUCUUUCUCUUUCUCUCUUUUAUAUCUCUCUUUUUCCUGCCAAGGGAGAGGUUUGCAGUGACUCACCGGUGUAAUGAUCUGUUCUUCGUGUCUUGCGUUUCUUGGCCUUCCAUGUGAUAUUUCUAUGCUCUGUAUAUAACCAGCCUCUCAAGCUUCUUUCACUCAUCUCUUAGGCGUCAUGGCAUCACUGAUGAUGAAGGAGUGCAACACCACUCCAGCCGAAACCAUGCUUCACGAUAUUCCCCCGACCGAACUGUCCGUCCCCGGGCCCGACUCGGUCACCCUCGCAAAGAAGCGCUCCAACUGGUCCUGCAUCGACGACAACCGCCUCCGAAACAAUCUCUUCGCUGCAGUCGGUUUUCUCGAACUCGCAAACGCAGGCGACUUUGCCGCCAACGUAUGGAACGACGUCCCGGUCCCGAUCUACGCCAUCGUCUUCAUGGCAAUCGGCGGAACAUCUGCUUUCGUCCUCUCAAUCUGCGCAUUUUUUGACUCGAGAAAGGCUUGGAGGAACGUUAAGUUCUUGCGACAGCAGAAACAAUAUCUUGAAACAGAGAAGGAGAAUCUACCUGCUGGGACUGAGUCAAGGGGUCUUGAUGUUUUUAUCGAGAUUACGACGAGAGAACUACGAAUUGAGAUUAUUAAUCGUUGGGCGAUGGAUUUGUUGAUGGGUGGCGGCGCGAUGUUGAUCAGCAUUGGUACAUACAUGGCUAUUGGCGGCGCAAACAGAAAGGUCUGGCAUGCGAGUAACAUCCUGUCCGGGUAUCUCGGCAACGCCCCCAUCGCUUUAUUCGGCCUCAUCAGUGCGAUUUGGGCUACAAUGGUGGUAUCCAAGAUGCGAUCGCACGUCACUGUCGCGAAGAAAGAGCUUCAAGGUUCAUCAUCGUUACCAUUAUUGAAGCAGAGAUGUUUCAACGUUCAACUGUUCUUCAUCCUCAAUGGUAUUGCCAAUGUUCUUGGUGGAGUUGGUUCCAUGAUUACGGCUGAGCGAUGGUGGGGUUAUUGCAUUCUUAUUCCUGUCAUCGUUACUUCCAUCUUCUGUAACGUCUGGUGGCGACACAGAGUUGGAUACGAUCGGCCUUGCAUAUCCGCUGUACCGCCGUUGAACAUGGAUAACAUCACUGAGGCACUGGAAUCGACUUCGCAACUACGACAUACCGUUCAAGACAGCGCUGGCGUCAGUCUUGACCAGAUCUUCGGAGAGGAGGUCACGUUACAGGAUGUCUUGGAGUUGUUUGUCGAGCAUGACCUAUUUGAGCAAUUCAGUCUCCGACUGGUGGCCAACAAAAAGCUUGGGCAUUUAUUCGUGAAGGCGCAUGAGGCUCGAGUGCAAGUCAGUGUCGCUACCAUCCUGGAUGUAUCAGAGGAACAUCAUCCACUCAUUCUGGGAGCCGCACUGCGAUUCUUGAAGAAGCAGGGACCAAGACACUUGUUGCACCGGGAAAGAUUCCUGAUUGAAGUCCUAGGAACCUACCUGAAUCAGGAGAAGAAGAGCCAGUCGGUGGAAGUCGAGAAAUGAGAGACUAGACUUUAUCUUGUGUGCUUUUCCAAUUCGUUUCUUUGGAAGUGGUGCGUCGUUGAUUCGAUGAUGUACACUUUAUAGCAGGUCUUGCAGGUCAAGCUGGACUUUUAGAAC